Messenger RNA from Rotaria sp. Silwood1, 1059 nucleotides. The record is from the annotation of a GenBank genome assembly. Lineage: Eukaryota; Metazoa; Rotifera; Eurotatoria; Philodinida; Philodinidae.
AUGGGUAUAGGGAAGAGUACGCUAGCUGAAGUGAAGCUCAAUCAUUCUGAUUCAUUUUACUAUGCUGGUGAAAAAGUAACUGGAAUUAUUUCAUUUCAUAACCAUCAUAGAAAAUUAACAUUAAAUAAUGUUUCAUUUGGAUUUAUUGGUGAAGUUGGCUAUACAGGACAAAAAACACGGCAUUCUCGUGAUAGUAUGGGUAAUAUACAAGAAGAAACUCGUACAGGUCAACAGCAGUUUUCAUUUAUAAAUAUUCAUAUUCAAUUUACUCAUUCGAAACAUAAUGAGGAUAAAAUGAUUCUUGAGCAUGGUCACAAUUCUUGGCCAUUUGAAUUUAGUCUUCCUCAGAAUUUACCACCAUCAUCAGGCUCAUUAACAGGUUCAUAUCCUUAUAUAAAAUAUUACGUAUUUAUUAAUACUGAUCGAACAUGGUUUAAAUCAAUUAAAGCACAAACGUUUCCAUUGAUAAUUUUUCCAAAUGUUAAUAUCUUUAAUAUAAAUGAAGGUAGACAAUCUACUGCUGUGUAUAAUCGCAAUGAUUUAUACGUUAAAGCUUGUUUAACUCCUCAAAGUAUUUUACCUGGUGAAAAGAUUUCUCUUGAUAUUGAUAUUAAGAAUCAUAAACAGUUAAAAAUAAAAGAAAUUGAAGCAAAAUUAAUUCAACAACGAGAAAUCGAUCGAAAUCAUCAUGCUGAAGUUAUUUUUAAAGUGGAUUUACCAUUUUCACAAGAUUUUAAGGAAACAGAAUUUCAUGAAAAUUUUGAUUUAGAUAUGCCUUCUGGUCACCUACCACCCACAUAUGAUUAUAUGGCAUCCUGUUCUGAUUUAACAAUUCAAACUAGUAUUUUUUAUGAAAUAAAAUUACAAGUAAAAGUUCAUGACUGGCCUAAUGAAAUAAAUUUGAUCAUUCCAAUAAUUGUCGGAACAGAAUCAAGAGCGGAACAAUGUCAAUCGAGAAAAAGUAGUUAUGCUAGGAAGUCAAUAAGUUAUACAGCAGUUGUGAAAGAAAUGGAUGCAUCGCCUGUUCAUGAAUCGGGGGUUGAAGAUCUGAAAUUUUAA